GAACAGCAAAUGUUUAAGUCAGGCAGUACCAAAGUCCUCGUCUGUCCACUGGGUAAAGAAAUUAACCAGAAUUAACAAAAACAAUCGGUAAUCAGCAGGUGAGUCCGAAUAUCAUGAUGUAAAUGAGUCAAAAACCAAAGAAGAUCAUUUUGAUUGAAUUUAAGUUUCUGGACUGAGGGAUUUUCUGAUACUUUUUAUUUGAAGAUAUUUUUUGCUGAGAGCUCAUGAGAAGAAUUGAUUUGGUUCUUGUGGAAUAAGGCUCUUCGGUUUAGACACUACACCAUGAACACGACCCCUUUACAGAUUUGUGCCUUGGUCCUUGCAUUGGCCGGAAUGACUAGUGUCCUGGUGUCCACUGUUUCCAGUAAAUGGAAAACGUCCAGCAGUGUCAGCUCUAUUAUUACCUCCACUUCCACCUUUGAAGGUCUGUGGAUGAACUGUAUUGCCACCGCAUCGGGGUCUGUCCAGUGUAAGAAAUUCUCCUCCAUGUUCAGCCUGUCUACUUUUGUCCAAGCAUGCCGUGCCCUGAUGAUCAUUUCUAUAAUUCUGGGUCUUAUCGCUUGCAUACUUUCUUUGUUUGGACUGAAAUGCAUCAAAGUUGGGUCAAGCGAUGAAUACGCCAAGGGGAAGAUCGCCUUGGGAGGAGGACUCAUCUUCAUCACAGCAGGUCUUUGCUGCCUUGUUGCUGUUUCGUGGUAUGCAGCCACGGUCACGGCGCAAUUUUAUGAUCCUCUCUAUCUUGGAACAAAAUAUGAAAUGGGCUCAGCUCUUUAUAUUGGAUGGGCUGGAUCUUUCCUAGCGGUUCUUGGAGGUUCCUUCUUGUGUUGUUCUUUUAAGAAAAAGCCAAAAUCUACCAAAAAAGGAGGGUACAAGUACAAUUAUCCCGCUCCUGAUAACGAUUUUACGCAGUUUAAAGAGAGAAAGGACACUUCCGUGGCAUCCAAGGCUUAUGUUUGACCGGGCUAUACAGAGUACAGCACAUGCUAAACCCGUCUUUUUUUUUUUUUUAAUGUCUUUUUAAAGCUUUUCCAAGUGGAGAUGUUUCUUACUUACUUACAAUAAUGGAGAGUUAAAUGUCUAUGUGAAGCACUAACUAUUGACUUGUUUUUAGUUGACGGCUAACUUGCCUAUUUCAGGCGAAGACAGCAGACCUGGAAAAUAAAUCUCCAAUAUUACUGA
Messenger RNA from Pelobates fuscus (common spadefoot toad), 1179 nucleotides. Its product is annotated as claudin-15-like. Gene Ontology annotation, molecular function: structural molecule activity. The coding region runs from base 283 to 957 and encodes 224 amino acids. Gene Ontology annotation, biological process: cell adhesion; bicellular tight junction assembly. Gene Ontology annotation, cellular component: bicellular tight junction; plasma membrane. NCBI's taxonomy places the organism in Eukaryota, Metazoa, Chordata, Amphibia, Anura, Pelobatidae. The transcript has 6 exons. The record is from RefSeq and is a predicted model, not a curated record.